Porites lobata is the source of this 18609-nucleotide messenger RNA. NCBI's taxonomy places the organism in Eukaryota, Metazoa, Cnidaria, Anthozoa, Scleractinia, Poritidae. The record is from the annotation of a GenBank genome assembly.
AGGUGGUUUCACUCGAAUGUUUCUGGUUAUGAUGCAGAAAAGUUGUUGUUAGAGAGAGGUUUCGAUGGCAGCUAUCUUGUUCGUCCAAGCAAGAGUAAUCCUGGGGACUUUACGCUGUCAGUUAGGUAAGUGCAACAGGAUUGUAAGUAAGACAAUCGUGGUCUAAGAAAAAAAGGUUAAAAAUUUACUUCCUCUUUUCGCCAUCGCUUGGUGUUGCGUUUAAGCGGGUGAGAUGAGUUGAGCUGGAAGAGAGUGGCGCUUGAAUUGGUCACUGAUCACGAUCGAUAUAGAAUUUCCUUCCCUGAGGGUGAUUUUUUUCUUAAAAAAUUGGAUAACAUUGAAGAGGUUUCUCAUCCUUACAUUUGCCGAUUUGCGUGAGAGGUAAGCCAAAUUUUAAGGUAGAAGGCUGAUAGAAAAUCAACUAUUUACUGAAGUGACAUUUAUAUCCGUAUGCUCAGUUUGCAUUAUAUUUUCAUCAAGAGGCAAUUAAGACCAGAUGUUGGUAGAUCAAUUUUAAAGCUAAUCGACGAUAAUCAAAAUGCAAAUUUAGCACUGUUUCAAUUUGAUCAGUGCUGUAAGCGUUGUGAAAGUUUGAUUUUGAACCGACUUCGAUCGGGAACUGCCGAAAAAUAUUGUGUUCCUGGAAAGCUACUAUGCACACAAAAAAUAUUAUCCAAGUAAUCUCUUACGCUAAUCCUAACUUUGUUCUCCGUUUUAUGUUAUCUUCCUCAACAUCUUCCCUUUAAAACACCUACGCAUUGAUGUCAGUUCUAAGAAUCAUAUGCUAACAACGUCAGUUCCAAGACAUAUGUUUAUUUUUUUCCUUUAAUUACAAUAUUGCCGCAGGUGUAGUUUCUAAUCGAACCAUUUUCUAUUUUCAAGUGUGAGACCUCAUCUUGAAUUGAUUAUUGGCUUUUCCAGUCUGUUUUUCCAGUCGGAUUUCCCUUUCUACUGAAUGGCAAUAAAACUGGAAAUUGUAUUACAAUUGAAAUUUGGUACAUGUAUUCAGACACAGAAUAGGUCUGUUGUUUGUCAGGAUUAUUCAAAAAUAUGUUGAGUUAGAUGCCUUUGUAUUUUUAGAGAUGUACAUGUAGCUUAGGAAAAGCCAAGGAAAUUUUUUAUUAGUCAAGCCAGCCUUUUAACUGAAUGUCUCUGUUUUCCAAAGCAGUCUGAGCUGGUGGACUACUGUAAGCUCUUUUUGAGCCGGUGAAAUUAUCUGGUAGCCAACUCUCAGUGACAUCCUCUUGUUUCAAUAAUUUGUUGUUUUCUUAAAGUUGCAUUUAAUACACAGACGUUACAUAAGAAUGAGACAUCAUUUUCUCUUUCCAUCUCCAACAAGGAUCGUACAGAAAAAUUUCUUGUGUAGUACCUUUAUAAAGCCUGGUUUUCUUAUGAUGUUAGCGAUUGUGGUGAUUCUGAUUGUUUGCAAUCUAGCCUUCAAAUUAUUGAUCACUGCAAUCCCUUAAAUCAUUGAAGAAUUAUUUCCUUUGUAUUGCUGUGUUAGCCUGCGAAUAUAUUCGCCUCUCAUUGCUCCCUGUUACUGGGGAAGUUUGGUGAUUAAGACCUCUGUGUUUUUGCCAAAAAAAUUUCAUAGUCAUGACCCAAAUCAAUGUUUACAUAGUUAAUUUGGUAGUCAUCGGGUUUCAGAUCAGGGCUAAAAAUAAUUUCCAGAGAGUCUCCGCACACAAUGAUCAGCCAAAUUCAUUUUACGUCGGUCACGUAUCGUUUCUGGCGGGUCAAAUUUAUGAGAUAAAUAACUCGUAAAACAUUAAGGGCCCAUGAACCAAAACUGGCGUUAUAUAUUUCCAGCCUGCAAAAUUCAGGUCGAAAUCUUACCAAAUACAAGGCGAUAAAACAUAAUAGAAAGUUAUCUUGGCUUAUUUGCCGUAAACUUCAACACCACAAUGAGCGAACAACGUUCCAAAACUACCAGGCGUAAAUUAUGUUGUGGAAAACUGGGCUCUAGUCAUGAUCAAAAAGCUUUGCCAUAGGCUCAUUCAAGUGCCUUGUUGUUAAAAUAGCAAAUGAUUAUCUCUGUUAAAAAACAUUAAACACCCUUUGUCAAAUCAGUGCAAAAUCGAAUGAUUUCUAGCGAAAUUUGGCUAGAAUAUUAGGCCAUUUUUUUACUGAUUUUUUUUGGUGAAGUUAGCCCCCAAAAUUUCCAUGAAAGUCCUGCGAAAUUUUUUCGUGAAUCUGGCUCUGAAAAUCCCACGAAACUUGACUUUUUUUCCGCGACCUAACAGAAGCCCUGAAAAAAGUCGUUGCUUAAGUAAUAAAAAUGAAAACGUUUUAAAUUUUGAAACUAGAAGUGCGUGAACCCUAGUGUCUGUUUCCAUGGGUGCAUUGUAAACAACUGUUCUUGUUGCAUUUCACUUAGGAUUUCAGAUUAAAGUUCACCAAUACACAUCUACUCCUUACUUACUGAUAACAACUGAAACAACUGAAUAGCAUGGAAAUUUUAAUUUAUUUCAUGUUCAAUACGAUCAAAUGUGAACAGUCAACAUGACCAGCAAGAUGAAAUGUUGACGGGUCAACUCCAUCCCCAAUCAGUCUGGACAUUGUCUGUUGACCAGCCAUUAUUUUGAGCCCUACAGAUGUAAAUUUAUUUGAAUUUCUAUUUUUUACGGAGCAAAUAAUUAUAUUCUCAGGAAACGAGUAUUUCUUGGUGGAUUCGGCUCCUUGUAUAUGAUCUUUGUGAACUUUUUUCUUUUGUCUGUCAUUGGUAAACAGUAGAUGAAAGAGUAUGAUUAUGGUUGCUACAUCAACCAAUCGGAGUUUCGGAAAGAGUUAACUUGUCUUUCAGUAGCUAAGCUUUUUAUUAGGCAGUUUUCCUUGAGGGAGAUGUCAGUGCAUAGGUUAGUGACUGAACUAGAUAAUAAUUAUUUUUUUAUGUUUUGGACAGGGUUAAAAAUCCCAAAUGGCUGUAGUGGCAGAGGAUUUAACCUCAUGAUCAGGAAUACCAUAAAGAAAAUUUAGCUAUUAGUUUAGUCAGUACUUGAUUUUGGGUCCUCCAGAUUGUACUUCCAAUGCUCUUCAUGUUUGUUUACGCUGUAUCAUAAGUAUAUAGUUAUGUUACUACAAUCAUGGACAAAAGUCCUUGUUACUGUCAGCAAUGCAGUAUUCAUAUUUUUCUGUCAUUUCUGGGCUCUCUCUUAAGAAAGUGCAUCCUUUUCGAAAUUUUCUUGCAGUUCUCCCUCCCCCCAUCCUAUACAAAGUUGAAACUUAGAAAAAAUUCUUUUCAAAAUCGUUUUGUGGGAGGAUAUAGAAACUUUACAUGUCAUGCAUCUAUUUGGAAUUUUAAUAUUUACACACUUGCUGUUUUUGUAUUGGAAAUCUUCAAUACUCGUUUUGCUGCACUCACUAUUGUAUCAAUUCUGCUGCAUCUACUCAUGCAUAAAUACCUUGUACUUUCCACAAAAUAUUUCGUGGACAUUUCUUUAUUUAUACUAACAUAAAGGAGCAUUUUUAUGACCACGUACAUAGAGCUACGCUGUAACUUUGAGUGAAAAUAAAGUUUAUGUAAUGUAUGACGUAUGUAAUGAUUCACUUGCAGACGAGGUGGAGAGGUGACACACAUUAAAAUUCAAAACACAGGAGAUUUUUAUGACCUGUAUGGAGGAGAGAAAUUUGCCACUCUGUCAGAGUUAAUUCUCUUUUACACCGAAAAUCCUGGGCAACUGAGGGAGAAGCAAGGUGAAGUUAUUGAACUGAAAUUCCCACUGAAUUCUACAGAUCCAACCUCUGAAAGGUUAGUUUAACAUGUUCACUCAUUGGUUCUCGUCUUACUUUCAACGUACAGUCAUGCAACUGUGUAAACUCAAAGCAGCCCCUUUUUUUGUCUUUAUAUUUUGAACAUUGUUUUUUUUACUUAUUUUUGCACCUCUUUUCACUUUUAACCUAUUAUAAUUAUGGCCUUGUAUCAUAAAUGGGUGUGCUGUUUGCUUCAGUUAAAAAUUGGCCAAGCAAAAUUAUAGUUGUUACAAGACAUCUUUCCCGCUAGGGCUCAGCUUGUAAGCUGUAGUUGUUCUUGAAACCUGUUAUUUGUUCAAUACUGUGUGCUUACAAGCCAGUUGUUGAACGCUAAUAACCCUUUAAGCAACCCUCUAAGUAGCCAAAGUCCAAAUUAGAUGAGUAUUCCAAAUUUCAUUUUUGUAAUACAUGCACUGGAAAACAGCAUGAUAGUACUAUGUGAAGUUAUUCCCAAAGAGGUUUCAAAUGAGUGGUAACACUGUAAGAUUUCAUCCACAGACUCAAAAGUUAGAACUUCAUACUAAAUGAAUAAUAACCACCAUGUUACAGAACUGCUGAAGAGGUUUCAUUUGAAUUGUAACACCAUAGGAUUUCAUCCACAGACUAAAAAGUUAGAACUACAUACAAAAUAAAUAGUACCAUGUGAAAGUACUACUGAAGAGGUUUCAUUUGAAUUGUUACACCAUAGGAUUUCAUCCACAGACUCAAAAGUUAGAACUACAUACUAAAUAAAUAGCACCAUGUGAAAGUACUACUGAAGAGGUUUAUUUGAAUGGUUACACCACAGGAUUGUUGAUAUAUUUUGUUGUCAGAUGGUUUCAUGGACACAUGUCUGGAAAGGAGGCGGAGACAAUGAUGUUGGACAAAGGAAAGAAUGGAUCUUUCCUGGUUAGAGAAAGUCAGAGCAAACCUGGAGACUUUGUUCUUACGGUCAGGUGAGUUGUCAUAGUUAUCUUUAUAUAUGUGGGGAUUUUGGCACGGUCCAUUUAGUUUUACCAAAUUAGAGGGGUAGUACCACCAAGAUUUUAUGGGUCCUGAAGAAUCUAAUGGAAUUGUUUGUAGGGCUUUCUGCAGGGAUGUUACUAAGAUUUCAAUUUGGCUGCUACAGCCUAAUAGACAUCGAUGGACUUGAAAUACGCAGCAACUUGAAUAAGUUUGGAAAGAAUAUGGCUAAGCCCUCAAGUGCAUUACUAGAAAGGUCUUUUUCCGUGUUGAGCCACUUGCACUGCCAACAGAAAAGCAGCUACAUGAAAAUUCAGGGUGAUAGAAGCCUAAUAGACAUCGAUGUCUCACUUUUGGAGCCCGAUACUCAGUAGCUUUUAUGUAAGGAAAAGGCACUGCAUCAUGGUAACCUGGCUGGCAUAUGAUGAAUUGAUAAUUGAAUACCGCAUGUUUUAGGCAGUUUGCUGUGCUGUGUAUGUUAGUGUCCCAGUUUCAGACAAUUUCCGCACACCGAUUUGUAAACACCACUGCUGAUUUCAUUCUACCUUCCACUUUUAUGACCGUUUACACUGUCCUUCUGCCUCUAUCGAGUUUGUAUUAAACCCUCUUACAGUCAAACCAUUACAACCUGCAAUUUAAAUUGAUCAAGACCAACAAAGGCACUGAAUCCUACAUUGCAGGCUUGUAUACCAGGGGCCUCGUAUGAUUUUCCUCAUAGUACAGUGUAACCCUGUUAAUACAGUCACCAAUAAUGGGUCAGAAUAAUUUAGCCAUGUUAAUGGGGUGACUGUAUAACUGGGGCAGGCUCAACUAAUUUGAAACUUUCCUUUAUUGUAUAAAACCCUUCUAUAAAUUGGCUAAAAACCACAAGUGCAUUCUUAGUGUAGUAUAGUCUAUAGAGCCAAUACAAGAAUAGACUCAGUUUACUAAGAUGUCACAGGCAAUUCAGUUUUCUAGAUUUGGUACAAGUAGCCGUUUAAACGGAAUGAAGUUAUAAAAGAUUCUGGUUUUGGGCAUUUUAAAUGUGGCCGUUGACUGUAUUAACGGGUGACCACAUUAACAGGGUUUUUUAAUAAGAAAUUGUAUGGCUGUUUUGCCGGGCCGGAAAAAAGUGGCCGUAAUAACAAGGUGACUGUAUUACCGAGGUGGCCAUAAGGCGGGGUUCCACCGUAUUCACAUGUAACCCUCGAAAUAGCAUGUGACGCUUUCAUUUUCUUUAACAGCUAAAAUCUCAUUCCUCUUGAAAUUAUAGAUAGUGCCGUGGCACCAAAAAAAAGGAGGGGGGGGGUUCCGCAACUCCUGGAACCCUCCCCUGGCUAGGCCGCUGCACUAUAUAGGCAGUUAGUUAGUGGGGAAUUGAAAAGCAAGGAAGUUAUUUUUUUUACUUUUGUUUCAAAUGAAAGUAUCUAGGGGCCAUGCUCAUAUAGUAGCUGGGCAAAUCCCCAGCCCCAGAGAUUUUGUUCCGUAUAGUUGUGCCAGAGAGUCCUGGGACUCAUCUUGUGAAAAAUCAUGAGUUCCAGUCCAGCACCAUUGUGUCCCAGUUAAAAAAACAAGUCCGAAAUUGAAAAUUACAGUAUAAUCCUUCUAUUUUAAAGCACAACAAAGGCUAAAUGAAAUGUGCAUUGUUAAACAACCGCCAUAAUAACUGCCACAUUAAUUACACUAACAGAAUAUUUGUACAAAAACACAUGUUCAGAUCGAUCAAUCGAUCUUUGCAUCCUAUGGGACAUAUGCCAUGAAUUAUUUUGUGUCUUUGGGGAUUUUUAUGCAUCAUGGAUGCAGGAUGCAAAGGUAACAGAAUCACUGCAGCCCUCCAGCUCUAUAUGACAGCCCCGACCAGUAAAAAAUUUCUUUAAAGUGGUCUAGUCUUGCGACAUGCGAAACAUGCUAAGCUAGGUGUGAACUGUUAAAAACUGUCUCUUAUUAAAGAUAAAUAGGACUUACAGUAGUAAAAAGGUGUCUUAUGUUUUCUUGUCCAAUCGGACAAGUGCUUUUAUUAGUUUUACCAGUAAUAUUGUCCAAGCCAAAAACAACCCAUCUCAGAUGGAUGGAUGGGUGAUGAACAUCCUCCAAAAUACUGGAAAUAUUUGCUUAAUUCCUUAGUAUCAAUGCGAAAUGUCUUUCUGUAUCAAGAAGUUGGCAUCUGUUUUCUACAUGUAUUCAGAGUAGCAAUUUUUGAUAUCUUACUGGUAUGUACUAAAUUAGAUUGGAGGACAAGAUUACACAUGUUAUGAUACGUUACCUAGUGGGAGAUGGUAAAUAUGAUGUUGGUGGAGGAGAGAAGUUUAAUGAUUUGACUGAUCUGGUGGAGCAUUAUAAGACAAACCCCAUGGUGGAAAAAUCUGGCACUGUUGUGCAGCUUAAAACAGUAAGUUGCAUAACUACUUUUCUCAUCAUAAUCAUGUCAAUUAAAAACAUCAAGACAAACAUCUCCUUAAUAAUAUUAGUAUUGAAUAAUAAUAAUAAUAAUAAUAAUAAUAAUGGCAAUAGUGAUGAUGAUGAUGAUGAUAAUAAUUAAUAAUAAAAGUAAUAAUAAUGCUUUCUAAAAUUAUGAUAAUUUAAUUUAAUAUUAAAUGUAUGUAGCAGUAUAAAACAAUCAAAUGCUAAAUGUUGUAAUUGAGAAAUUCAUAUUGAUGUAUUUUUAGCCAUUCAAUGCAACAAGAAUCAAUGCAGCAGCUAUUGAGGACCGAGUUAAGGUGCUGCAAAAGCAGAAUCAGAAUGUAUCUGGAAAGGCUGGCUUUUAUGAAGAAUUUGAGGUGAGAAAGACAAAGACAGCAGUAGUGUCCAUUGUUCUUGAGGACCCUUGUUGAAACCGUGAAUCGUAUUGCUCCUUAUACAUGUAUUACUAUACUUCUCAAACUUUCCUUUGCUUCCCUUUGUGACUGAAGAUUUCUUUUCCGCAUCUACUGAGGUCGUGAUCAUUCUAAUAUUGUGUUACCAUUGAUGAGAGAGGUAUUGUAUAUGGCACUGUGCAGCAGCAUGUUUACAUGUUUAUAUGGCAUCACACAACAUACUUUGUAAGAACCUGGAUAUCCAUGCCAGUUUAAGUGAUUUGGCCAUAGUCUCUAUGCUUUCUGCACAGCUGUUCUAGGUUUGUAAACAUCAACAAAAGCUUGAAUUUUCAUAUCACCCUGAGAAAGCAGAUACCAGAAAGGAGGAAACUAUAUAUUAUGUUGCAUUUUUUAUUUUUUUGUAAUUACAGUCUUUCUAAAUUCUCUUAAUGUUGCCUGCAUAGGUUCUUCAAAAACAAGAGUGUAAACAUCUUUACAGCAGAAAAGAAGGUGAAAGAGUUGAGAACAAGCCCAAGAACAGAUACAAGAACAUUCUACCGUGUGAGUUGUGUUCAUUUGUUUGAUGAGUUUCUUUGUUUACAAGCAGCAUAACUUAAAAAGACAAUCCCCAAGGAUGUAAGUAAUUUGCACAAUUGGUCCAUCGUAGAUGGUGUAGUUUAAAGAAAUUCAGGAUAAAGUGGUUUUGUCUUUCGCAGAUUGUCAAUUUCCCUAAUAAUUAUAAAAAUAAGUAAUGUCAAUUUCCAUGGCCUCAUUUACAUGUAUUAUCUGCUGUCACUCUGGAAAUGUACUCGAAGGGCUUUCCCAAUAUAUGGAAUUAACAUAAGACUUAGUCUGCUACACAGCCGUUUUUAGUGUCGUCACGCAACGCUCCUCCCCACUAACGGCUGCUGAAAACCGAACUACAUUCCUCUCCCGUCAUUAGCCAAUAAUUAUUAUUAUAAUUCAGCUCCCAUUUUCUGGAAAGUGUUCGCGCCACCUUUGCGGUACUGUGACUCCUCCAAUCACAGCUUUGCUUUUAUCGUUGCCCCAUGUGUGAAUGACAGAAUAAUCAAAAUCGUCGCGUGAAAGCAAGCAAUUAACUACAGUGUUGUCGUAGUCGAGUCCUAUUCAAAAUUUAGGAGAUAAGCAGCAACAGCAAGAAAGUCGAGCAAAUUGUGAUUCACAACAUGGAUGUGCUCAUAAAGUUGCCAGGUAUAGUUUCGGGAAAUUGCUCAUCGAUAAUUUAUAAGAUUGCUUUUUGACUCAGUACCCUUGAGAGUUUACUCUUCACAGAACACAAUGAGCACAUCCGGUACAUUAAAUUCUUCACUACAUAUCAGCACAUAUGCAUGUUAAAUGAAGAACCAACCUAUCCUGGUAAAAGUUUUCUAGGCCUAUCAAACCUUCUUUUCACUUGGAACUUUCUUGAUCGCUUAAAACAAACUUUUUUGCAAAUUAACCUUUUCGUUGCUUGAAAACACAGAGCCCGUCUAAAUUCAGCGACGAUUGAUUGAUUUGUCGAAAACUGAAAAGCGUGCUUGCUGCCUAGCGCCCUGCGGCUCACGUAUGGUCAAAUUUCUUGUACAUGAUUGGUUUGUUUGUUAGACCACAAACACAAAGGGAAAGGAAUGUAGUUCGGUUUUCAGCAGCCGUUAGUGGGGAGGAGCAUUGCGUGACGACACUAAAAACAGCUGUGUAGCAGACUGCAUAAGACUGAAAUAUUUUUCUUUGAAAAGGCUUACCCACCCUUAUUCGCUAGGGUCAUUUUCAUUUUCUUCACUUUAUUCAUUUUCGAACUAUAGUCUCGAUAUUGUCUAAGUUCAGCUCUGACGCCAGCACUUACCAACAAUUUCUUAAGAUUUGUGCACUUUGUUACCAACCAGAUGCCUAUCCCGUUGAUUUGGUAUGCCAAUGACCCCUCCCCUCACCCCACUCUGGUCCAUGUCAUUUAGUUGAGGGUAGGAAUGAUCCAGCCCGACGUCAACCUGUUUUGGGGGGGUGGGGGGUGGAGAGGGGGAUUUAUUUGUAAUCACCAGUGCUUUCUUUAUCUUGAAAUUAGACUAGACAACGCUCGCUUUCCCUAAUUAACAUUUUUGUCCAACUUUGGAAGGUUUGGAAGGUUUUCCAACCCAGAUUAGUUAUGAUUGUGAAUAAUGCCAACAAUUUCUUUUGUAUCCUAAUUCUUGGGUAGAAUCAUAUGAAAAAUAAGUAUUUGGGGACCAAUGAAAUUGUGUAAAGCUGAAACCAUUCUCCCCUGAACUGAAAUUUGAACUUCAUCAUAAACCUUUUAAUCCUCAAGACUUUAAAACAUAAACUUUCAGAAAAACACUGAAAUACCAUUUUUAAGGAAAAAUUUAAAAUCAGAUUUGAAAAACUGCUACAUAAGAGGUUUCUUUUGUGCUGUUCAAACACCAGAUUUCUUUCAUAGCCAUCCUAGUGCUUGGACAUUCGUUGAAGAGAUUUCCGCCAUUAUUGAACCGACCAUUCUUUGGGCAACAUUAAUAAUUUUAUUUCAUUAAUUAUUUUAAUAUGGACACAACUUUGCUAUCAACAAUUUAACAAUUAGUUCAUGCGUCAGCGUGCGUAUGUCGAGAUAUUGAGCACGCGGGAAGUUUGGAGAGCACGAAAGAGGCGUAAGAGUUGCACGAGGCGCAGCCGAGUGCAACUCUAGCCUCUUGAGUGCUCUCCAAACUUCCCAAGUGCUCAAUAUCUCGACAUACGCACAGCUGCAGCAUGAACUAAUUGUUUUAUAACAUUAUCAAAGUGAUCAAUGCAGCAGUUAACUGAAAAUUUUAUUAUUGAAGGGCGCGCUCAAAGCAGUACGCGUCAAUGUUUACGUGAAUAUAUCUUUUUUCCUCACAGUUAAUCUUAUGUUUUUAUCCUGAAACUGAGAGAAAGUGUACUCUAAAAUGAUUGUAAAAUCCAUAUUUAGGUGCCGGAAAACUAUUAAUUUACCGAAAAAUUGUUAUUGAGAGAAAACAACUUUGCAAAGAAUGAGCUCACGCCAUAGCCCGCACAGCUCGCGGAGAUGACAACAACAACAACAACACUCACCUCUUUUCCUUACUAUCGGUUAACAAAUUCAAACGUUUCCUCUUAAAUUUCUUUACAAAACACAUGGUAAACGCUUCAUUGUCUAUUGCUGAGUUAUGGAUGCACUCAAGAGACUCAGGAUUGCUAAGCUCACAACAACUCGAGGAAUUACGAAUAGUUUAUUGACGUCAUCAGCGUGCUCAAUAGGAAUAUGAAGCACGCUCGCGCUAUUGAAUUUGAUUAGGCGAAUUUUCUAGCUAUGUUAUAAAUAUUUUUGGCUCUCCUAUUACACUCUGUUCUGAUUUCUGCUUCUGUUUUAUCUCUACUUCACUCAGUUGAUCACAGUCGAGUUGUUUUGCGUGGUGGUGACCCAAAUGUUGUGGGAUCAGAUUACAUCAAUGCAAACUUUGUUGGGGUAAGUUAUUUCUUGAUUUUUAACCAUUCAUCAUUUGAGUUAUUUCAUGGGAAUUGAAUUCCUCAACAUUUAACGAGUAAUUCCUACUUACAAGAGUCCUUUUGUCGCCUUGAUUUAAUAGUGUAGUGCACAAUAAGUUGUGUUUCAGUUGUUUUGUUUCCUUUGAAAGGGAAAGCCCUUUGCGAAUUCGAACUGCAUGGAAAACAAAGUUUUGGCCAAAAUUCUUGGUACACAACGAUUGUUUAUGUGAUGGCCCAAUGGUCACCAGGUCUUUGGUUUGAGCAUAUUCACAUCGAUUUAAACCAUUGUUUAACCCUGAUUGCUUGGCUAAAAGCAACUAUUAGUGUUUCUGUUUGUACACUAUUUUAAAAGCUUGUCUGUGACAGUGUUACUACCAUAUCAUGUCAAUGGUACCCAUACACAAAUUAAUGAUGAACUAUCAUCCCAUCCAGGACGUUUUUCGAUCUUUCAUCAUAAACUGUUUAUUGUUCAUUGCAGCCUAGUGACUCUGACGAAUCAUCCAAGAGAUACAUUGCGGCUCAAGGCUGCCUUCCAACCACCGUAGAAGAUUUCUGGAAAAUGGCCUUUCAAGAGAACAGUCGGAUCAUUGUCAUGACAACAAAGGAAGUGGAAAGAGGAAGGGUGAGUACAUUAUAAUAAAAGUGUUGACCUUUAAACUCUGUUAUUUACAUUGUACUCAUUAUCUGUCCUCUCUGUCUUCUCAUUGGCUAAGAGCCUAAAGCUAAUUUUGGAAAUCUGCGCAACUUACAGAUUAGUAAUUAGUUAUAUGCUAGUAGAUAACUGGCUAAUCUGUAGGUUGCACGAGCAAUGCAUGAUUUCCAAUAACAAUAAUUAUAUCACUUCAGGUUCCUUGCAACAGUCUGUUUCUUGAUUUUCUUCAAAACAAUGUAUGAUAAAACAAUAUUAUUGGAUUCGGUUUUUGUGAUAUCCGACAUAAUCAAGGUCUCUGUUACCUUGACCUUGAUUAUUCUGGAUAUCACAUUGCCAGUCCUGGAAAGUCAUGGAAAAUAAAAGUUGUGUUAGUGCAGAUGUCAAAGCAAGGGUAGUGUAAGAUAGAGGUUUUGAUGACUGUGAGACUGUCACUAAAAACUUCAUCAUGAAUGCUCCAUCUUUCUUACAAUGUAAGUGUCAAGCGUUACUGAAGUGCGUUGAACCUUAUGUGUUCCCCAGUUUUUUUUUUAACUCAUUGUUUCGAACAUUUUUUAUUACAAUUAUUAAAUCAACGCUUAAAUACAGCACAUUACUUGUAUAUAUAUACAAUAAUUUAAUUAUUAAAUUAUUGUAGUUGUACAAAAAUUAUUUUAAGAUUGUUAUUGAUGCUGUGUUAUUUUACAGAACAAGUGUACACGUUACUGGCCUGAUCCUAAUACCACUAAAGAUGUUGGUCCAUAUCAUGUACGAUACAUGAAGGAGACAGAGUACACUGAAUACAUGCUAAGAGAGUUUGAGCUGACGUCACUUGAUGAUGUAAGUUGCACUUCUUUUAUCCAAAAUAUGGCUUUGCAUACUAUAAGCAUUUAUGAUUCAUUAGUCAUCAUUAUUCAUUGUGUACCUUGAAUGCUUGAAUUAGCACAUGGGGCACUGAAUACAAGAUUAGUAUUUCUCUAAAAAAUUCAGAGUGGGUUGGGGGGUGGGGUGGGGGGGCUUAUUUCAUCUUUCAACUUUUGGCCUUAAAGAUGCUAGAUUUCCAGUAAUGUAAUACUGGAAACAGUGAUCUAGAAAGUACCUGUCACAAGAAACUCAAAUCUGCUUAUGGUCACUCUAGAAGUCCUGGUUUUGCUAAGUUUUAGCAUUGUAAACCUUCUAUCCUACUUCUAUGCCAUGUAUAUCUUAGCUUCUUGGGAAAGGUGUGUGGCACUUACACUUUACUUGAAGUAAGCCCUUUGUCAAUAUUUUUAGCCUGAAGUGGGUCUCUUACACUGUAUUUGAAUCUUGCUCAUCAAAGUCAACAACAUUAUCAUAUAGUAUUGAAUCUUACCAUUGUCCAAGCAACCCACUCAAACAUGUUUUAGUUGAGGAUGCAAAUGCUGAAACAUGACCCUUUUUUGCUUUCAAUAAUGCUAUUUUCUGUCUUUUCUUUGUAAAAGAGGACUUGAGCACUUAUUCUGUAUUUUUUAAAAUUUACUUUGAAAGUCAUUCAAGCCUUUAAUAGGAACUUUACUAGUGGCAACCACGUUAUCCUCUUUAAACUUCAUUGACUCCCGAUUUCUUACCGUGUUGUGUUCAAGUUACUUUUGCUGAUUUUUAAAACUCUAAAAAAUGGUCAUGGGCUUCGGUACUUGGUCGAAUUACUUCAACACCAUAAGCAUUCCAGGACAAUUCGUUCAAAUUCUCAAGACCUACUUUGGCAGCAAAAAUCCAAUACUAAAUCUUAUCAUGACAGGGCAUUUUCCACAUGUGCCCCAAGACUGUGGACAGUAUUCUUUAAGACAUUCAUAAAUCAAACAGUUUUUGUACAUUUAAAAAUGAUUUCAAGACCUACCUUUUUUAGGAAAAUAAUUACCGGUAGUCUAACGUUUUCACCGAUAAAGCGUCCUUUAAUGUAACCAGUUUGGUCAGAGUUUAUGAUUUUAGGGAGGACUUUUUCUAGUCUUUUUGCAAUAGAUUUUGUCAGAAUUUUGUAAUCAACGUUUAGUAGAGAUAUGGGUCGCAGGUUUUCAAGUAAAGUUUUGUCUUUGUUCUUUUUGGGGAUGAGUGAAAUGAUUCCGCGCUUUUGGCUGAUAGAUAGUGAACCUUUUUGGAAAGCAUAAUUAAAACUGGCAGUCAUCUCAGUGCCAAGGUCACUCCAGAAGAAUUUGUAGAAUUCUGCAGAAAAACCAUCAGUUCCUGGUGUUUUAUUGUUUUUAAACUCUUUUAAGGCGGUUAAGCAUUCUUCUUUUGAAAUCAUGCCUUCACACAGUAUUUGUUCGUUUUCAUCUAGCGGAUCAAUAUUCUCUAAAUUGAAUACGGUAGUAAUAGGUUAAUUUAUUACCAGAUUUUAAUGUUUUAUAUCUUCUUAUUCUUAUGUUUAUUUUUUACAUAUUAAUUGUUAUUAUUUUUAAUAUUGUUGUAAAGCGGCACAAACAACUAGUGGAUGUGAGCAAUAUACCGGUAGAAGUGUUUUCUUAUUAUUAUUAUUAUUAUUAUUAUUAUUAUGUCAUUUCUCGUGUGCACUUAUGGUGAAAUUGCCUGUAGCAGGCCUUGUCUGACAGAGUGUUGAAUUCUUGAAAAAGUCUUGAAAUUUGCUCAGCAAUUUUCCAGACCUGGAAAAAGUCUGGAAAAUGGAGAUAGUCGAGAUAAAGUAUGGAAAAAUGGUUUUUUCAAAGCUACGACGAGUGCUUUAUAAUUUUUUUUGGUUUUGGUCAAAUCUUAAUCGAUCUCGCCCAUACGUUUGCAAAAAAAGCUUUGUUCCUGCGAUUUUUAUGGUCUUUAUUGAUCACCUAUUUGAUAACCUCGAGUGUGGACAAAGAGAAUAUUGUUUUGGAAAAAAGUCUUGAAAAAGUCUUGAAUUUUGAAUCCACUACUCCUUCUACCCUGCUGUAGCCAUAUCCUGAUUGUGUAUAUGAAAUUUCAUAAACUCACUUUGUAGUAUGGUUUGUUUUUAUGUCAUGUUACAGCCUAUACCUCGAACAAUAUACCAGUUCCAUUACACUGGCUGGCCAGAUCACGGUGUUCCAAAAGACCCAAGCCCUGUAUUACAUAUUCUUCAUGAAGUGAAUUCAAGACAACAGUCCAUUCCAAUGGCUGGGCCAAUUAUUGUUCAUUGCAGGUACAUGGAAAUUAUUUUAUCAGGUUUAAAAACUCGAGGCAAAGCCGAGAAUUUUUACACCUGAUUAUAUAUUUCUGCGAGUUUUUUCAAUGGCUUUAAAAUCUCUGACAUAUACUCAUUCUUGCGCUAAUAUUUAGAUUUGGGGUUAUUUUGGUCUAAAAAAUUGGACGUUAAGCUUAUUUUAUUUUUGUUUUGAGUUACAGCUUAGGAACUGAGUUGAAACUGUCUUUUAUUCUUUCAGUGCUGGAAUAGGAAGGACUGGAACAUUCAUUGUUAUAGAUAACCUGGUCAACAUGAUCAAGGAGCAAGGUACUGUGCUUUAUAGUACAAUCAUGAGUAAACUCCUGCUUAUUUUUUUGCGUUUCUCAGGCGAUUGAUGGCAAGUGUGAGACAUGCGUCAGCGCAACACACGCGCGAUGGGGAGAAUGCGCGCAACGUGUCUCGCGCUUUACGCCCGCCUCGCACUCGCUCUCGCUUGCUUGAAAAACGCCAAAACAAUCAGGUCUGUUCUUCAGGCAAACGUUCUGUGAAGUGAGAAAUGGUGAAAAAUGAAAAAAAUGGACGAAAAAUAAUGAAAAGAAAAAUUCACUUUAUGUGAGUGUCAAUGUAUUUAACACGAACGUACUAACUGGGGACACUAUAUUAACGUCUCCUACUAUGAGCCUACUGGAGUCGGGAUCGCCAUUUAUGUGGUCACCCGAGCCAUGCGAAGGUCUAGCCUCUUGCAAUGCGAAGGGAAUACUAUCAUUUCUCAGUUACUUUAAGACCCUGAGUAUUGCUUCGGCCCCGGGAAUCAAACCCGCGACCUCCCGCUCUGUAGUCAAGAGCUCUUCCGACUUAGCUAAUUUAGCUUUCCUUUCUAUUGCAGGUCUUGAUUGUGAGAUUGAUAUUUCGAAGUCUAUUCAGAAUGUAAGAGCCCAGCGAUCUGGUAUGGUCCAAACUGAGGUGGGUUUAAGUUCUUUUCUAGCGUCAUUAACCCUUCAAACCCUAAGAUCAAAAUUUGAAUUCUCAUUUGUUGCCCCUAUUCAUUUCCUACAAAAGUAGUGGGGAGAAGUUGAUAAAAUGUCAAACAAAUUCAUCUUGUGUGUUCAAGUCUGUAAUUCUCACGACCACUCUAUUUUACAAAGCAUUAAUAUUACAAGGGGAAAUUUGAUGCUGGUCACUCUUUUGGCUUAAAAGGUUAAUUCGUAUAGAAAAUGCGAAUGAAAUUAAUGUUAAAUGAGUGUUUGGAAAUCAGAAGAAAAGCUCCUUAUUUUUGCGCCAUUGAUUUCUCCUUCUUGAUUUAUCUUUUAAGAGAAUUGGUAUCUAGACUGCGAGUGAUCUCUCGUUUUCUUCAGAUUUAGUGAGGGGAGUGCACGCGCGCGCGAGCACCGUGAAACAAAGCCUGGAGAUGCGACGUGCCUCUCCCGUCUCACUCCUUCAGUCAUGCGCGUGGUCACUUUCAUGUCUUGCGCGUUUCGCUCGACGAGUUAAGAGAAAAGACAGACCGCUUGCAGUCUAAGUGAUAUCAAACAUUUGAUUUCAGCACAAAAUCAAACACCUUGAAGUUCGUAAAAUAUAACCGCUGCGUGUUGUUCAGUCUACUGUGUUCUAAUUACCUGGUUAGUUCAGUUGGGAGGGCGCCGGCCUGCUGAGUAAAAGGUGGAGGGUUCAAACCCCGGCCGAACCAACACUCAGGGGCUUUAAAUAACUGAUAUGAAAGUGCUGCCUUUGAAAUGACGUCUGCAAACGGUUAGACUUUCUAGUCUUUUUUGACAAGGACGAAAAACCGUAGGCCCCAUUUCACAGCACUUUCACUCAUCUGGUUCUUGUGGGACAUAAAAGAACCCACACCACUGUUCGAAAAGAGAAGGGGACGUACACCCUGGUGGUGUGGCCAACCCUUCCUAGGCUGGUUGGGUUAUCUUUAAGGAGAGAUCUUAAUACAGGGAUAACCUCAUGAUCCUCCUUCAGGUGUCGUAAUGGCUACCUGUAAACAGUGUAUCUGUGUACACCUCUAACGGACACCUUGCUAAAACGGACACUUAGAGCUGGUCCCUGCCCUUCUUUACUCCUCUUACGGGCAUCUUGUCUAAGUCCCUCCAGACGUGCAAGAGUUAAUUUUGUUUUAUUUCCUCAUUAUAGGCUCAGUAUGAGUUUAUCUACAAAGCCAUCCAACAUUACAUCAGCACAGAAACAGCAAGAUUGAACAGCGACAAUGUAAGUACAGUAAAACCAGCAUUAAGCAGACACUAGAGGGAGGAAGCGAGGCCGAGUGCUCAGCGCGUCGGACUCACAAUCGGGCGGUCCCGAAUGCGAGUAUCGCUCUGAUCUUUUGCCUGAUUUAUUCUCUGUCGUCCAGAGUUCAAAUCCUCGACCAUGCUUUUAGAUAUUAACCUGGUGCCUCCUGCCUCCCAGUUGGGGUUUUUAAUCCUGUUAUGUCCGGUUUGGAUUAUUUGUUUCUAUUUAUUUGAGUUGAGUGACUGUAACUGGACAAGCUAAAUGCACUUGCCAUGGUAAACAAUCCUUCAACCGUAACCUUUGUUUCGAAUUGCGUUAUGGAACUGUUUGGGGGGACGAAUUUUGUCCCAGAUUCUCGCGCAACCUCGUAAUUGCCAAUUGCCACUUUGAGGUUGCGCGGGAGACCGGGUCGAGGUGGUUGUCAAUGUGCUUUGUAGGACUGUUGUGGCGGACGCAUUUUCAAAAUGGCGGCAAAUUCAUCCCCCAAAACAGUCCCACAAAGCACGUUGACAACAAUCUUUACCCGGUCUCCCGCGCAACCUCAAAGUGGCGAAAAGAGUGUUUAAGCUUCAUGUAUACGGCAAACGGCAAUCGUCAGUUUCAAAUUGAGAAUUUCUCAAUAUAGAAAAUUAGCUGAUAAAAACAGCUCAAAACAAUUCUUAUGGAUAAAAAAAUUGCAUGAAACUACUACUUCAGGUGUAGAAAUAAUGAACAGUAAACGACAAGUAAUGGGGAAACUUGGUCACGUGGUGCAAAUUCGCGUUUGCCCUUUGACGUUAAUGUGAUGUUUAACCUCUCUAGUGUUAGAAGUAUCCUCAAAACCGUCUCUUAGUGCACUUCAACAUACAGAACGCACCGGUUCAAAAUUGCCAACAGCACAACUAAGAGAGAAAGCAGUUUGUCCUAAUCAGUCUAGAAUCAAAUACCGUAAAAUUCCGAAAAUAAGCCCCUCCAUGUAUAAGCCCCUCCAAAUAUAAGCUCUCCAAACCGGUAACGCAGAAAAACCCUCUGUUAAAUCGCCCCUCCAAAUAUACGCCCCCCGGUGGUUGUACUUGGAAAAUUGCCCUCAAAUACAAAGUAAAACGGUUAAUUUACUUUCAACUAUAAGGCUAGCCCAAUCGAUUUUGAAACGCAAAUUUCCCUCCGUAGAUAAGCCCUUCCGAAUAUAAGCCCCUCAAAAAGGGCUUUUGAAAAAUAUAAGCCCUGGGGCUUAUUUUCGGAAUUUUACGGUAACUCCUUAACAGAUAAGGGGAAUGUAAGACCAACCCAAAUAACUAUAACUAAGUCCAUAUUGUAUAUCGUUUAUGUAGUUAUGAAAAUGAAGUUGACAGUUCAUUGAAUGGUAUAGGUAUGUCUGCCCCAAGAAGGUAUGGUUUCUGAUCCUUUGUUAGCUAAGAUUGGGCCGGAAUUGAUUUUGGUCCCGCUCGUGAAAGCGGAAAAGGUUUUAUUCCCCUUCGUGAGAGCAGCAAUUGGAGGUGUUGCAUUCUUUUUAUGUUACUUUCUGUAUGAGCGCUAAUUGUAGUUUAUUCGUUGUUUUGUAGCCUCAACUAGCAGUGUAUGGAAAUUUGGCGAAUGUGAGGAAAGGAGGCGAUAGUGACGUCCCUCCACCGAUCCCUGCUUACAAACCUCCCGACAAACAACCUGCAAGGUCGGUUAUUUUAGUGUCAAGUAACCCCCCCCUCCCUUCCCCUUCUUUCAUAAAAACGUAA